This is a messenger RNA of Aspergillus vadensis CBS 113365, 1434 nucleotides long. Its product is annotated as pepsin-like aspartic protease. Gene Ontology annotation, biological process: proteolysis. The transcript has 3 exons. Gene Ontology annotation, molecular function: aspartic-type endopeptidase activity. Lineage: Eukaryota; Fungi; Ascomycota; Eurotiomycetes; Eurotiales; Aspergillaceae. The coding region runs from base 60 to 1340 and encodes 426 amino acids. The record is from RefSeq and is a predicted model, not a curated record.
UCUCAUACUCACUUUCUUCCAUACCAAUUGUCUUCUACUCUGAUCAAUAAUUAUCCAUCAUGGCUACCAAAAUCAAGCUCAUCCCUAACCUCAACUAUAAGCGCUCAGGCACCAAGUCCUACGUGCACUUGAUCCGGAAGUACCGCUUCCAACCCACCAAGCCUGGUCCCUACACCCUCAGCAGCUCCAUUCAACAGACCGGCCGUCCGUACACUGACAAGCCCAUCGGGGGUCGGGCUCAUGUUCGCCAGCUGGUGCGGAAGAAGAGCACGACCAGCGAUGAGGUUGGCGAGGUCCCGGCCGAAGAUGUGCAGAACGACUCCAUGUACCUGGCGACCGUGGGUAUCGGAACCCCGGCGCAGAACCUGAAGUUGGACUUUGACACUGGUUCAGCUGAUCUCUGGGUCUGGUCGAACAAACUCCCCUCAACCCUUCUAUCCGAGAACAAUACCCAUGCUAUCUUCGACUCGUCCAAAUCGAGCACCUUCAAGACCCUGGAAGGUGAAUCUUGGCAAAUCUCCUACGGAGAUGGAUCCUCCGCAUCAGGGAGUGUCGGCACCGACGACGUCAACAUCGGCGGCGUAGUAGUCAAGAACCAAGCCGUCGAGCUGGCGGAGAAGAUGUCCACCACAUUCGCCCAAGGCGAAGGGGACGGAUUGCUCGGUCUAGCAUUCAGCAACAUCAACACUGUGCAGCCAAAGUCUGUGAAAACGCUCGUCGAGAACAUGAUUCUGCAGGAUGAUAUUCCCAAGUCCGCUGAGCUGUUUACGGCUAAGUUGGAUACCUGGCGGGACACUGAUGACGAGUCAUUCUACACCUUUGGCUUCAUUGAUCAGGAUUUGGUGAAGACAGCAGGCGAAGAGGUCUACUACACCCCUGUCGAUAACAGCCAAGGCUUCUGGCUCUUCAAUUCGACUUCUGCAACGGUCAAUGGAAAGACCAUUAACCGGUCGGGUAACACCGCCAUUGCCGAUACUGGCACCACGCUGGCGUUGGUGGACGAUGACACGUGUGAGGCGAUCUAUAGCGCAAUUGACGGCGCGUAUUACGAUCAGGAAGUCCAGGGCUGGAUCUACCCGACCGAUACUGCGCAGGAUAAUCUACCCACUGUGUCCUUCGCCGUGGGCGAGAAGCAGUUUGUGGUACAGAAGGAGGACUUGGCCUUUUCGGAGGCGAAGACGGGCUAUGUAUAUGGAGGAAUCCAGAGUCGUGGUGAUAUGACCAUGGAUAUCUUGGGAGAUACCUUUUUGAAGAGUAUUUACGCUAUCUUCGAUGUCGGUAACCUGCGCUUUGGAGCCGUCCAGCGCGAGGAGUUGCGUCAGAGCCUGAAGUCGGAGUAGACGAGUGGCUGGAUCUAUUACGGUUUAAUGAUGUUAUGUAAUUGAAGGUCAAACAACUUCCUAUCUUGCUCAUCUUCAGCUCAGUGUUUCCCUG